CUGGUGUGUUGGCCUUGCUGUUACUGGCACCCCCUCUUUGUUGUACCUUGUGUGUGUUUGAUUCCACGGUAGUCAUUGAAGAAGUUCUCUGUGCCCUGCUGCUGCUGCUGCUGCCGCACAGCAGUGUGGCUGUGAAUAGGUACAAUGCCACGGCAGGAUUGUGCAGCAUGCGGCUCAGCAAGUAGACGGGGAAAGUUGAUAAGCUGCCUGCACUCGCUGUGUGUGGAAUGUCUGCCAAAGCACAGCACUGACCAGGGCUGUGUUUGUUGUCCGCUGUGUUCUGUAACAACACCCCCUCCUCCCAGAGGUGUUCCCCUGCUCCAGUAUCUACCCGACAGUGAGGCAUACAGUGGUGCAGCAGACGAUGCUAGCGACCUGCAAAGGAGGUUGUGUGAUGAAUGUGCUGAGGAUACCGUGGCUGUGGCAGUAUGCACUGACUGUGGUGAUUAUUUCUGUGCGACUCACGCAGAAGGGCACCCUACCUCUCGCAGAACCUAUAAGCACAAAGUCCACCUGCUCACUGAGGUUACCGGAGACGCCGCCAGCAGACCACUACAAGCUGAUGCGGCCGCUACAAGCCAGCACAAGUGCUCCUUUCAUCCGCCAUGCAUGCUCUGUUCGUACUGCAUGACGUGUGAACAGCUUCUAUGCGAGCAGUGCCUGAGUGUGGGCAAGCAUACCCAGCACCAGGUACAGAGCAUUACUGAUGUUUCUAGUGCUUUUCAAGCAUCGUUCAAAGCCAAACUAACAAGCACAUUCUCCAGCCAGCCUGACAGUUCUCUGGAGGAGCUCACUGCCAAGGUGGGUAAAUCGUUGAAUGGUCUUCGUGACGAGACAGAAGCCGUGUCCACUCAAAUCGACGAUUACUUCUUUGAGCUGAGGACAAGACUGGAUCAACGUCAGCAGGACCUGCUCGACAGGCUGGAUCGCUUGCAAUAUGCCCACGUCGGGCCACUGCAACAGAAGAAAGAGCAACUCGUCGCCGCUGCAUCCACCGGUGACAAAUUGAAACAUCUGACGGAAAGUUGCAGUGAUCCAGUCAACUUUCUCAAGAUGUACAAGUGGCUGGAGCAAGCAGUGGCUGAUGCAGCAAGUGCAGCUCAAGACCAGAUGCAAGCAUUCGUGCCUGGCACACUGGCAUUCUCAACAAGCAACAGAGAAGAUGUGAGCAAAGCCAUAGCUCAAUCUGGUUGCGUCUUCGAUAGUGGAAUGGUCUCUGCCGAGCACACAACGGUGGCUGUCCCAGUCAGCAUGGAAAACGAUACCGAUCUCACAAUAGCAAUAGAGACACGUAACGCACGUGCUGAAGACCUGCACGUCACCGACAAACACUUGGCGACGGUGCAGGUGAACGUCUCGAGUGUCGCCGACAAUGUCACUACAGCCUGCCCCGUCACCAAGGUAACCAGUAGUGCCACGGCAAGUAAACAGCUUAGUGCCGGCAGCAGCAGCAGCAGAAGCAGUGGAAUGUUGGCUACAUACAAGACGGGUGACAGGAAAGGAGAGGUGCGCGUGUGCGCUACGGUGGACGGGCAACACAUGAAGGGCAGCCCAGCAAUUGUGACCGUCACGGAUAAGCAGCUGCGAUUCGAUCCUUCACGGUGUGAUGUUGAUCUUCUUCUCUCCAACAAUGGCAGAACGGUAACACAUACUGCAGGUAUGGGUUGGAAGUCGGUCUAUGGGUUGAAACAGUGGCGAGAAGGUUAUCAUGAAAUAGCUGUCCGUCUUGACAGCAUUACUCGUGGUAAGAUUCACCAUAAGGUCUUCAUCUGCAGUGCCGCAAAGCCAAAGCUGAAUAACCAGAAGGGCGCCACUAAAGAAUUACAAUUCGGAUGGUACAGCAAUCACCCUGACGGUGGAGGUCCCUGGAAAGGCAUCGCACUUGGCCAGCCAUGGAAGGCUGGUGACGUGAUUCGCAUGUCACUGGAUUGUGACAAGCACACACUGGUCGGCCUACAUGAGCGUACUGGAGCAACAGAGACCAUCACGGGUGUGACCGGAGACCUCUACCUCUGCAUUUCCCUAUGCCAUAAUUUGGAUCGAUUUACUAUUCUGUGAGCGGUACAGUUGCGCCAUGACCAAGGAGAGCAGUGUGUAAACGCAAGCCUGCACAUCAAAAGUCAUUCCUGACAGUACUCAAUCAGCGCACAGAACUGUUUCGUUCUUUGUGGACUCAUCAGCGCAGCACAGAGGAAAUGAGGCCGAACCUGAUAGCAAUGGAAAUUAUACUUGGUCCGCCCAGUUAAAAUUGGCGCUUAUCUUCACACUUGUCUCAGGAAAGAAAUACGAAUAUUUGAAGCAAGCCACGAUCACAAAGCACUAUAUACAUGAUUAUUUACAUGUAAGUAAGCAACUCAGUCAAAAAUUCAAGCAAGUUACACAUCCUCCUCGACACUAUCGUCGCUGGAGGAAGAGCUCAAAACGUACGAUCCGGACAGCCUGCUGCACGGGUCGUUUCAUAGCUUGUUCCACUUCUCCUCGUCUCAAAUCACACUCAAAGGCAGUGCAUGCCUGUCACCUUGCCGAUGAGAAGCUGAGUGAGACUGCCCGCAUGUUGACUGUAAGUGUUAUCCCCGUUCGUCGCAAUAAUGCGUCUUUGUUUGAGACAAAAAGGCAACGCCAUAUCAGUGUCCUUUUUUUCAAAUCGCCUCUUGCGCUUGUCGUACUUGCUGAUCAGCACCCGUACCCACGCGAGCCGCUGGUGCUUGAAGAUCUACAUGCAGCGCAGUGAUAGCUUCCGCUUGAUGUAGCACCUGUGCGUACUGCUGCACCUACGACGCCGUGCACCAGGCUUUUCGGCUAGUUUCCUGAAAGUCCUUUGCACGAGUGUUUCUCUCAGGACUUGGUGUUUUCUUUGAUUAGCUCCUUUGCCCUGUCCUCUGUGAGCUUCAAAGUGUGUCCGCCAGAUUGGUCUCACUUACUGGAGAUAUCGACAUGAGCUGCAGUUUCUUCGUCAGCGAUUUGACUGUGAUAGCCCUUCACUAGGCGCUGUACUGUGCAAGCACUGAAAUUCAAGCUCGCGAAGCGCUUUUUCAGCUUUCUAUACCUCCCCGGGGUAAACAAUCCUUGCCAUCAGACAGCUGGAAGUAGACAGAAACUGUAUUCUCCAUCGCUCUGAAAUGCGAACAUCCUGACCUAUUUUACGGACUCGAGCGGAGGUUGCAGUGUUUUCUUGCGCUUACGGAAGUGUUCGUCGGCGGCAGCUCCGUCAAAAAGACUCAAACAAACCGAUCGCAACUUCUGUGUUGGUUUGUGCUGCCAUGUCGUCGGAUGCAAUGGUCAAUGGUUAUGUUCGGAUGGUGAAUCGGUGGUUCCAUGCCGUGUGGCACAGGCAGAACACCAAAAAACCAAGUUAGAAGAUAAGCGCCAAUUUUAACUUGGCGGACCAAGUAUUAUCCAACGCCAGAUGUAAACCGGGCCCGAACGUACCUAUUCACAUACAGCAUUGGGCAUUACGCUGCUCGGCAUCUGUCUUUUUGAACACUCUCGGUAGGCUGCCGUAGGGCUGCUGCGUUGUUACUAUUAUUUUAUUCCCGUAGCUAUGCAGAAGACAUUACUGUCUGGCGCUAGCCAGGGUCCACACAGCUUUAAUUUGGUGUUUAUUUAUUUGUUUGUUUGUGGCAGACGGAUCUCCGUCUGGCGCUAUCCCGUACCUGUCCCGCACCAUCAAGAGUACCAUACCAUCAAGAGAAUGAGUAUGUAUGCGAAGUGUAUCGGGGGAAUGCAUGCAG
This is a messenger RNA of Sycon ciliatum, 3731 nucleotides long. Its product is annotated as tripartite motif-containing protein 2-like. The transcript has a single exon. NCBI's taxonomy places the organism in Eukaryota, Metazoa, Porifera, Calcarea, Leucosolenida, Sycettidae. Bases 145 to 2058 code for a protein of 637 amino acids. Gene Ontology annotation, molecular function: zinc ion binding. The record is from RefSeq and is a predicted model, not a curated record.